CCCCCUCAUUACUUUGUCUUUAUUCUAUUAUUAUUAUGUAUUUAUCAACUAUUGUUAUUUUUCAUUUCAUUCUAUUUCUAUAAUUUCUCACUAAGGAGCUCCUCUCCCUCUACAUGCACACUCUUGCUUAGUUUUGGAAAGAUUCCUUAAGGAAAAUAUCAACAAACACCUUUGAAAAUGGAGAUUACCAAUGUGACUGAGUAUGAAGCUGUUGCAAAGCAGAAAUUACCAAAGAUGGUUUUUGAUUACUAUGCAUCUGGUGCAGAGGACCAGUGGACUUUGCAAGAAAACAGAAAUGCCUUUUCAAGAAUUUUGUUUAGGCCGCGGAUUCUUAUCGACGUGAGCAAGAUAGACAUGGCAACAACUGUCUUAGGAUUCAAAAUAUCCAUGCCAAUCAUGAUUGCUCCAACUGCCAUGCAGAAAAUGGCACAUCCUGAGGGAGAAUAUGCAACAGCAAGAGCUGCAUCAGCUGCUGGAACCAUCAUGACAUUGUCAUCAUGGGCUACUUCAAGUGUUGAAGAAGUGGCUUCAACAGGACCUGGAAUUCGCUUUUUCCAGCUAUAUGUGUAUAAGGACAGGAAUGUGGUUGCUCAGCUUGUGAGAAGAGCUGAAAAGGCUGGAUUCAAAGCUAUUGCUCUCACUGUUGAUACUCCAAGACUUGGACGUAGAGAAGCUGAUAUCAAGAACAGAUUUGUUCUGCCACCAUUUUUGAACUUGAAGAACUUUGAAGGUCUUGACCUUGGAAAAAUGGACCAAGCUAAUGACUCUGGACUUGCUUCAUAUGUUGCUGGUCAAAUUGAUCGCACUCUAAGCUGGAAGGAUGUGAAGUGGCUUCAGACAAUCACCAGCCUGCCAAUUCUUGUCAAGGGUGUCCUGACUGCUGAGGAUGCAAGGCUAGCAGUACAAAAUGGUGCAGCUGGAAUAAUAGUGUCAAAUCAUGGAGCAAGACAACUUGAUUAUGUGCCAGCAACCAUAAGUGCCUUAGAAGAGGUUGUGAAAGCUGCUCAAGGUCGUGUUCCUGUAUUUUUGGAUGGAGGUGUACGCCGUGGAACUGAUGUGUUCAAGGCAUUAGCACUUGGUGCCUCUGGCAUUUUUAUUGGACGUCCAGUGGUGUUUUCCUUAGCAGCUGAAGGAGAAGCAGGAGUAAGAAAAGUACUUCAAAUGCUACGUGAAGAGUUUGAGCUAACAAUGGCUUUAAGUGGAUGCCGUUCACUCAAAGAAAUUACUCGUGACCACAUUGUGGCUGAUUGGGACACUCCUCGCACUCACCCUCGUGCUUUACCAAGAUUAUGAAAUUAAUAAAUUAACUUGCUCUUCUUCAUUUGAGCUAAGUUCAAGUUAAUUCAUUAUUAUUGUACAAUGGGGAAAUUCUUCCAGACUUGUGCUUAUCUUUUCUUCGGAACUUAUUUAUAUAUUUGGAUACAUGCUUUCUAUGUAUUGAUUAUAUCAUAUACUUCUGUGGCUUUACUCUGCUGCAUUCACUCAUUGUAUACUUUUUUUUUUCUUCUUUCAAAAUAUAAAACUACUGUUCAAUAAA
Cicer arietinum (chickpea) is the source of this 1537-nucleotide messenger RNA. The record is from RefSeq and is a predicted model, not a curated record. NCBI's taxonomy places the organism in Eukaryota, Viridiplantae, Streptophyta, Magnoliopsida, Fabales, Fabaceae.